Molecule: messenger RNA, 1431 nt
Organism: Pichia kudriavzevii
Lineage: Eukaryota; Fungi; Ascomycota; Pichiomycetes; Pichiales; Pichiaceae
Exons: 1
Coding region: 1-1431 (476 amino acids)
Biological process (GO): protein dephosphorylation
Molecular function (GO): protein serine/threonine phosphatase activity
Source: RefSeq, a predicted model, not a curated record
AUGCGAUUGUUUCAGAGAGGUAAUGUUAGAAGGCUGUCACAACAUUUGGUGAUACAUUCAAGAGACGCCAGCUCACCCAUAAGUUUCAAUGUGAACUUGUUGAAGGUGCCGUCAAACUUUGGGUAUUCGUCAUCUAGAAUCAACCGGAUGUAUAAUGAGGAUAGAUGGCAAACUUCGAUUCUUGACAUGGAUGUGGGUCAAUUGGUUACAGACACAAGCUACAGUGAGCUGAUGAAAAAUGUGGAUCGUGUAGAGGAACCCAAAUAUGGCCCAUGUCCAAAGGUUGAAAACUGUGUCUUUGCAUUUGGAGUUUUCGAUGGACAUGGAGGAGAUGAGUGUUCCAAUUAUUUAAAGAACCACCUAUUUGAAAAUGUUGAGAGACUGGCCAUCACCAGGGAAAGUGUUGACUUGAUGAGAGAGUUCUAUAAAUUGAAGAUAUCAGGGUAUUGGAAGAGAUGGAAUCGUCGUUUUGGACAAGUGGUUAUACAAGAAUGUGGAUUAAGGAAUGUUGAAAAAUGGUGCAAGGAAUAUGGGGUCAAAUUUAACGAUUUUGUCAGCGGAAGUAAGUUUUGGGACGUACUUGACAAAAUGAUAGCCAGUGGCAAUCUAACCCAUUGGGAGAUAUUUCGACUACGUGUUUGGGUUUCAUACUUGUUUACAGAUUUGCAGUUCCUAACAUAUGAAAACGAGUUCAAUUCAAUACAGGAUAAAAAGGGCAAGGUAAUUAACUCAGGUAGUACAUGCACAUCGGCAUUUAUAUAUGGGAUUGAUUGGCAAGAUGGUGAUUUGAAUCACUACUUCUACGAUGAGAAAGUAGUAUCGAGGCUGGUAGUUGCGCAUGUUGGUGACACACGAGCUAUUCUAUGUGAUAAAGAUGGAGUUGCUAGAACUCUUACCAAGGAUCACCAUCCGUCGAAUCCUAUUGAAGCGCAGAGGUUGAGAAAAUUGAGUGCUGGGUUGAUCAUGACAGAUUCAUUUGGAGAGGAGAGAUACCUAAACUUUGCCAAUACCAGGUCUUUUGGGGAUAUAAGUGCGAAAAACGUUGGUAUAACAGCGGAGCCUGAGAUCAGUGAGUGGCUAAUUGGGGACCCUUCCAUGGUGCAGUCUUAUAAAAAGAGAGAAAGUUUGGAAAUACCCGAUUUUGGAGGUGAUGAAUGUUUCCUUGUGUUAACAAGCGAUGGAGUGACCAAUACUUUGUCUGAUCAAGAAAUUGUUGACAUAAUAAUGACAAACUACAAUAACAAAGGCCAUAAGUGGGGGAACCCAUCGAAAUGUGCAAAUGAGGUUGUUGAGUUUGUACAAUGUAUAGAUGGUGAUGACAAUGCCACUUGUUUGGUUGUGAGGUUAGCUGGGUGGGGGAAGUGGCCAAUCCUUGACCGCACGGGUAAACUAAGAGAGGAAAGAAUGAUGGGUUCUAGGUAUCGGUUAUAG